ACAACCACACACAUACAUACAUACACUCACGUUCACCAUGCCCUCCAUGGGCCGCACCCUCUCACCGCCCGCCAAGGGCGCCAGCUCGCCCCCAACCGCCGGUACCUCGCACAGACGGAAGACGGGACGCCCGCGGGUGGCCGGUGGCCUACAUACUGUCACUGCCCUCGCUCCUCUUGUUGGGCUCGUCGUCAUCACCCUCCUCCUCCUCCUCGUUCCGGACAACACACACGCUGCGGUGGCUCGGCCUCAUGGCCCUGCUCGGCCUGUGGCUGCUGACGAUGGUCGAGGGCUCCUCCUGGCUGAAGAUACCGCUCCUACCUCGUCGAUGCCGUUCUGCAGGAACUCUUCAUUCUUGAUCUCGCCGGGACUGGUAGAGACAGACAUGCGGACGCUGGCUCUGGAUCCUGGGCUGGGCAAGGCGUAUGUUCCGUUCAUCUCGCCGGUGGUAGCCAUUAUCGAUACCGCCAACCACGCCAGGACUGGCUCCGUCGACACCUCGCCACAUCAGGACUUUCUCUCGGCGGUCCUGCUCGAGUCGCUGCACCGCCUCUACCUCACCUCAGGCACAAGCGGUGAGCUGGUUGUCAUCCAGGUCGACGAUCCGGUCCCGAGCGUCGUCGCCUCGACCUCACUCCGCACCGCGCUUACCCCGGUCCCGGCCAAGGCCUUUUUCUUCGCCGCUGUCCUCGACCCGGCCACUGCAACCGCGUACUACGGCGAGGUGACCGGCUACGUCGCCUCUGUCCACCUGCCGACCCUUACUGUCACGCGCACAGCUCUCUUGCCCGGUCAGCCCAAGCUCCGGUCCGCCGCGCUCGACGCCUCGGCCUCGUACCUCUUCAUCGGCUCGCUCAACGCAGGCUCUGGUGCCGUGGUCGCCAUCCUCCACACGGCCAACCUCACCCUCGCUGCGCCGACGCUCAACUUUCCGUCGCACUCGUUUGUGGCACUCGCCGCAAACGCCGUCGACAACGUUGUCUACGCCGCCUCGUCCUACGCCUCGUCGUCGGUCGUCAUCAUCGACGCCGCCCCGCCGUUUGCUACCUCCAUCCUCGCGCUCCCCGCUGACGACGCCCCGCUCCUUUCGGCCGUCUACAUUCCAUCCGCGCAGACGCUUCUCCUCGGAACCGACAUCGCCUUUGGGCCCGGUACCUCGCGCGUCAUUGCCCUCGCUGCAGGCCCCGGUGUCGCCCUCACCCGCACCGGCGCGGCCACCAUGGACACCGACGAGGUCUCGCUCGUCGCCGCCGUCCAUGACGCCGCCGCAGACGCUGUUUAUCUUCCGUGCCGCGGCAGCUCGCGCAUGCUCGUCCUCUCACUCACGCCGCCCAACUGCUCCGCCAUCGCUGAGUGUGGCUCUUGCAACUCUGCCUGCGGCUGCGGCUGGUGCGCCUCGUCCGAGUCUUGUCACACCGGCGACCCCAACGGCCCGCUCGACGGCGCCACUUGCCCGGCCGCUGCCUGGGACUACUACGACUGUGCCAACUGUGUCGCCACCUCCUCCUCGUGCUCCCACUGUGCCACUAAUCCGCUCUGCGGCUGGUGUGCCGCGACGCAGCAGUGCGUCCGUGGCUCGGCCUCGGGCCCAGUCGUUGCUUCCUACUGUCCGGCCCCGAUCGACUGGGACUACGGCUCGUGCCCGGCCUGUCACACCCUCGGUCCGUCGUGCUCCGCCUGCGUUGCCGACCCCAAGUGCGGCUGGUGCCCGGCCACCGCGACUUGCGAGCGCGGCGCGGCGCCCGACUCGUACACCUCGACCUGUCCGUCGUGGUCUUUUGCCGCUUGCCGCGGUCCGAGCUGCGCCGCCGCCGCCUCUUGCGGCGCCUGUGCGUCUGCGGACCCGCAUUGCGGCUGGUGCGCGUCGUCGACCUCGUGCAUCGAGGGCAACGCCACGACGCCGUAUCCGAUCGCCGCAUCGCCGUCGUCCUGUCCCGGAGACCCGUCGGCGUGGACCGGCGCCGUCUGCUCGGCCUGCUCGCUCCACACCAACUGCUCGGCUUGCGGUGCCGAUGAGCUCUGUGGCUGGUGUGCGUCGAGCCAGAGCUGUGUGCCUGGCGCGGCCUCGGGCCCUCAUGCCGCCCCGACCUGCGACGCCGCCGACUGGUCGUACGACACGUCGGCCUGUGUGGACUGCGCCGCCGCCGCGUCAUGCUCUGCAUGCACGGCCCUCACCGGCUGUGGCUGGUGUGCGCAGACGGCGACCUGCGAGCGCGGCUCCGACACCACCUCAUACACCUCGACCUGCACUGCAGCCUCAGGCUGGGCCCGCGACAGCUGUCCGGUCUGCGCCACGGCCUCGGGCUCGUCGUGCGCCUCGUGCACCUCCCUCGCCGGUUGUGGCUGGUGCGCGUCGACCGCGACGUGUCUCGCCGGCGACGCCGCGGGCGCGUGGCCUGGCCAAGCCACCUGCCCCGUCACGCACUGGGACUUUGCCGGUGCUGGCGGCGCUGGCUGUCGUGAAUGUGCCUCGCGCUCUGGCUGCGCCACCUGCCAAGCCGACCGCCGCUGCGGCUUUUGCUACGCAGACGGCCUCUGCAAGCCGUCAGACUCGGCGACUGGCAGCCUCAUUGGGUCCCAGUCGUGCGGGACGAGCGAGGCCGUCUUCUUUGAGACGGAUGCCACAUGUCCGGACCUCUGCACCGGGCCUCAGACCUGCGCCGCCUGCGCCGCCUCGGACCCCCGCUGCGGCUGGUGUGCAUCGUCGUCGACUUGCAUGCCGUCGUACCUGAGCAACUCGACGUGCAAAGUGUGGGACGGAGCCUGCGACCGUUGCACUCGCCACGGUGCCGACUGCGCCGCCUGUAUCGCCGACGACGGCUGUGGUCUCUGCGACUACGAUUCAGCCGCCUCAACCUGCGUCCCAGGCUCGCCCACCGGGCCCUACGACAUUGCCUCGUGCCCAGUCGGCUCGCUCGACGGCCUUCCGGUCUGGCUCCACGGCACUUGCUCCGGCGACGGUCUCCGCGACCUGUGCGACAUCUCGUCCGCCGCAGCCGCCGCAGGCACCCAGCCCUCGUGCGCCAUGUGCCUCGCCCAAGCCGGAUGCGGGUGGUGCCCGUCGAGCCGGACUUGCCACACCCCGGCGCUCUCGACGUGCUCCCGCGACGUUGUCACCUCGGCAUGCCCGGGCUACUCUUACUACUACGUCCUCGCCCUCGCCCUCGUCCUUCUCCUCCUUCUUAUUGCCGGCUGCGUCUUUGCCUGGCUCUACGUUCGCGACGUGCGGCCACUAGAGGAGCAGCUCUACGAUCCGGCCAAAGCCUACGACGCCGCCAACGUCGCCGCCGGCUUGCCCGGCGGCGUCGACGCUGCCCGCACCCACGGCAUCGCCCCGCCUGCGCCGGCCAAGGCCGGCAAGUCCACCGCUGCCGCUGCCGCUGCAAACGACUCGCAAGACGAUGACGAGUUUGAGCUCGUCGGCAUCGAUCGCUCCGAUGGCGACCCAGACUCGAGCGCCGACGCCGAGCGCGACGAGCGCGGUCUGAGUGUCUCAGCCAAGCGGAGAAAGCAGACGCAAGGCAAGGUUGCCGCUGCCGUCGCUGAUGCCAGCGAACACCGCGACGACUCGGCGUCCGGAGCCGACCUCACCCUGGCGUCGGGCCCUCCGCCGUAUGCGCGCGACGUCCACCUCCGCCCGCUCCCGUACGCGGCGUUUGACAGUACGGCGGUGCCGGCACCGUCGGAGCCCAAGGCUGUGUUGCUGGACGACUUGGCUAACGUGCUUCGUCACGAGGAGCAUGUGCUUGCCAGCGCGCUCGCGCGGGUAGUCUCGGUCUCGGAAGACGGCGAGGAGGCGGCAAACGCGCUGCUGACGGUGCUGGCGGCCGAGGGUGAUGCCAUUGCCUUUGUCGACGCUGUCGUGGCCGACGAGGUAGCGGUGACCGAGGCGCGGCAGUCGAACACCCUGCUGCGAGCCAACACUAUGGCGUCCAAGGUGCUCAAGGCCUUUUGCGGCAUCGAGGCACUCGAGUACGUCUUUGCCGUCCUCCGGCCGUACCUCCUCCAUGCGCUGUCGCAAAAGGCGCCGCACCCGCUAGCGCCGCGGACGGCGUCGGACGACGCCACGGCGCUGCUCGACGCCGUCGACGCCGUCUUUGCAUCGGUGCUGGAGAGCGAGGCCGGGUUCCCAGCGCCGCUCCGCGCUGUCCUCACCCUCCUCUACGAUCACGUUUCGCACUCGCAGUUUGCCCACCUCUCGACCCGAGCCGUCUCGUCAGUCCUCUUUCUCCGACUGCUCUCGCCAGCGCUCUGCUCGCCGCUUGCGUACGGCCUCAUUGACAUCGAGGCCGACGGCCUACCGCCGCUCUCAGGCGAUGCGCAGCGAAACCUUGUCGACGUGUCCAAGGUCCUGCAGGCCGUCGCCAACCAGGCUCUGUUCGGCACCCGCAAUGCGCACCUUGCUGGCACCAACCCUUGGGUCAAGGCCGCCAUCCGCGAGCUGGAGGCCUUUGUGGCCCGGCUCUGCCUCGACGAACCGCACGCGGACGACCGGGCUUUGCUCGAGCUCGACCCAGCGUACGGCACGCCGGUGGUGGAGAAGGCACCCAGCGCCGAGGAGGUCGAGGGGGCCUUGAGCGCGCUCGUCCGGCUGUGCGGCAAGUACGAGACCGAGCUGCGGUCGCUGCUCUCCGAAGCUGCGCUCCGGCCGGGCACCUCCCGCCGCUGCAAGUCGCUGGGCACAUCGGCCCGCGGCGAGCGGCCGUUCGACCACGUCCAGCGCAAUAUUGUGGAGAUCUUCACUCACGGCGCCGAGCCUCACGCUGUCGCCGGCAUCAUGGCCAAGGACACGUACGCGGUCACCUCGGCACUGGUUGAGGUGGUCAAGCCCGACGAGGGCGACGACGUCGCCGGCGCCCUCGUCCUCCUCGCUCUCGGCCACGACGGCCGCGACGGUGGCAUGCGCCUGGUCAAGGUCCUCGCCGCCCGCGAGCUGCGGACCGCCACCGAGCCCAACGCCGUCCUUCGCGGCUUCCAUGUUGCCGCCAAGGUCGCCGGCCUUUACGCCGGAAUUGUCGGCCGUGCGUGGCGCGACGCCGUCGUCGGCCCCUCGCUCGCCGUCCUCGACACCCUCGCCUCGGUCGAGGAUCUCGUCGACGCGGUCGGCGACCUGCUCGAGCGCGCCUUUAACGGCAUCGAUGCCCUCCCGCUCGAGCUCCGCUCCAUCGCCGACCACCUCAAUGCCGUCGUCGGCGCCCGGUUCCCGAAGCGUGCGACUCCGAACGCCCGCACCGUCGCCAAGCGCAUGGCCUCGGUCAUCGUGCACAUGGUCAACGACAUGCGAUUUGGCGUCGGCACGCCUGACGACGUUGUCCUCAACGAGUUUGUCGCCCGCAACGUCGCCGUCAUGCAGGGCUUCCUCAUGGAAGCCUCCCGCAUCUCCGAGGCCCAGGCUCUCGCUGCCGCAGAGCUCGCUGCCGACGCCGCCGGCGAGGCCUGGUUCGACGACGCCCAGAUCAGCUCCGCAGCCGCGUACAUCGCGUCACGCCUCCACUACUACGUCGACAACGCGGACUUUUGCUACGUCUUCCACUUUUACCACUUUUACGACGCUGACGACGUCGACUACGCACCUGACGCCUCCCCAGCCCGCGCCUCGGCCGCCGCCCUCGCGCCCGCCACCGACGAUGUCGAGACAGGCUCUGAAUGGGCAGUCAUGGCAGAGCUCUCGCGCAUCUUGCGCGAGUGGCGCCUGCAGGCGUAGACGCCAAACACGC
Molecule: messenger RNA, 5717 nt
Organism: Thecamonas trahens ATCC 50062
Lineage: Eukaryota; Apusomonadida; Apusomonadidae
Exons: 2
Coding region: 38-5704 (1888 amino acids)
Biological process (GO): regulation of GTPase activity
Molecular function (GO): protein binding
Source: RefSeq, a predicted model, not a curated record